AUCAUCAAACAUGGCUGACGAAGAAAACACAAACAUGGAAGUCGACGAGGAAAAGGAUAAACCUUUUGAUAAAACAGUUGAGCCACUAGUUGACAAUGUAAGACAAAUAAUACGUAACCAUGACAACGUCGAAGGCGCGAAAGACGCCGAUGAAAGCCGCGCCACAACAGAAUACUGCGAGAAGCUCCAGGGGUGGAUGUGGCAGUACUACACUGGAUAUGGCAACUGGCAGAGCUGGCUGGCAGCGUCAGCCAUGUCCUGCCCUUAUUACUUACAGUCAGACAGCGGGACGUCGACCACAGCGCUUGAUAUCAACUCCCAGAACUGGUAUAGCUCUCCGUUUGGUCUCCCGCUGUCGCCUUAUCCACCUGCAGUCACCUCCCACAGCAGCCGCCCAGGUGAAGCCGCUGGCGGGGCUGCAGUGGCCGCUCAGCAGCCGCAGGAGAAUGGAAAUGCCCUGAGACCAGGCCGAGAGUAUAGUAUUCCUUCACCUCUCCAAAGACUCCUGGCUGAGAUGGUGGAUUUCUUCAUAUUGUUUUUCAUCAAAGCAACAAUAAUCAUUAGUAUUAUGCAUCUGAGUGGAAUCAAGGAUGUUUCAAAGUUCGCCAUGCAUUUCAUAGUGGAGGAAAUAGACGAGGACACGUCGAUGGAGGAGCUACAGAAAAUGAUGCUUGUUGCACUGGUGUAUCGGAUAUUAGUGUGUUUUUAUGAGAUCGUGUGCAUUUGGGGAGCAGGAGGAGCCACUCCAGGGAAGUUUCUCGUGGGACUCAGAGUUGUUACUUGUGACUCAUCAGUUCUGGUUCAGCCCAACAGGGUGCUAGUAGUGCCUGCAACAAAUGUCUCUCUGUCUGCAUCAACUGUCCGAGCCUUGAACAAGAACUUUUCAAUUGCCUUCUUUUUCCCGGCUUUCAUCACACUUCUGUUCUUCCAGCACAACAGGACUGUGUAUGAUAUGGUAGCUGGUACGAUUGUUGUCAAGCGCUCCAGGCUCAGAUGACGUAGAAGAACCAAGAAGAGAGUCUCACAUUGAUACUGAGCAGGCACUGGGUGUGUUUUUUAAAGAAAAUGGCUGCAGAACUCCGACAUCAGCUGUUCAAGGUAUCGUCAGAACACACAGGAGCAUUAAAACGGUUGCAGAAAGUUUGAUGCACAUCAGUAUGAACUAUUUCAGUUCCUUACAACUUGGGUUUGGUUUGUGUUGGACACAUACUGUAUUCCUGCAUGUAUUUCUACAUGCUGCUUUCAGAAACUGUUCCUGUGCCAAAUUGACGUCUCCUUUGAAGACAGGAAUAAUAAUAAUGGUGUAUGCCACCAAUUCAUGAACACAUUUGCCUCUUUUUAAAUACUAAUCUUCCAGAUUAUGGGCGAAUGUCUCAUGUCACUCCGUAUUGAAGUUGCUAAUCAUGCAUUUAUGAGAUUAUACCUUCAGUAUCUCUUUGUAUUAAAACUUUGUCUUAAGACUUGUAUGCUCAGACUUUUGAUCAUUACUGCAGGAGUGUUGCCUCUUGAUCAGCUUUUUCAGAAAUGCUGUGGUUCUAAGGCACAAUUAAAUGUAUUGAAAGGAAAUGUAAACCUGAUCACAAUCACUCUUCCUUUCACUCUAACAGCAUGUGUGUGACUGGAAAGUUAAUGUAUGACACACUUUAUGUGAUUAACUGUUUUUUUGCAUUUAGGAGAUUAAAUGAAAGCACCACUAUUCCCCUGCA
Centropristis striata (black sea bass) is the source of this 1706-nucleotide messenger RNA. RefSeq names its product protein FAM8A1-like. The record is from RefSeq and is a predicted model, not a curated record. The coding region runs from base 11 to 997 and encodes 328 amino acids. The transcript has 5 exons. NCBI's taxonomy places the organism in Eukaryota, Metazoa, Chordata, Actinopteri, Perciformes, Serranidae.